Molecule: messenger RNA, 1812 nt
Organism: Fomitopsis serialis
Lineage: Eukaryota; Fungi; Basidiomycota; Agaricomycetes; Polyporales; Fomitopsidaceae
Product: cytochrome P450 monooxygenase
Exons: 13
Coding region: 22-1524 (500 amino acids)
Molecular function (GO): iron ion binding; heme binding; oxidoreductase activity, acting on paired donors, with incorporation or reduction of molecular oxygen
Source: RefSeq, a predicted model, not a curated record
UCCCACUCUUUUGUUGCGGGGAUGGAACCCCUCAUACUGUUAGCCUCACUGAUCAUCGCAGCUGCGUGCUUCCUAGCGAUUCAUGGACGGACGUCUGCCAAGCUGCGCCUGCCUCCAGGCCCCACGCGACUGCCACUACUCGGCAACGUGCAUCAGCUCCCCUCUAUGGGACAUCAAAGGACGUUUGCAGAGUGGGGGGAGCGCUACGGUGAUGUUAUUUACGCCCGUUUGUUUCGAACGCCAGCCAUUGUGGUCAAUUCGAUGACCGCCGCACAAGAGCUUCUCGAUAAGAGGAGCGCCAAAUACUCGCAUAGGCCUCGUUUCAUUCUGCUACAGGAGUUGAUGGGCUGGGACGUCAUGACGCAUUUUUCUUAUGGUGAAAGAUGGCGAAGACAUCGAAAGUGGAUCGCGGGCGCCUUCCAGGACAAAGAUGCUCUAUUGAGUUAUCGUCCAUUGCAGCGCCGGGAAACCUACACUCUGUUAUCGGGUCUCAUGGAUACGCCGCAUUUGUUUAUGGGGCACAUUCGAAGAUACCCUGCCGCCAUGAUCAUGGAGAUCGCUUACGGACAUUGCGUCGAGUCCUCCGACGACAAGUACAUUCACCUGGCUGAGCGCGCGUCGACCGUCACCCUAGAAUCGGGGGAUGCGGGGGCAAUGCUGGUCGACUUCUUCCCAUCAUGUACCUGCAUCUGUCCUGAUGUACUGCCUGCUUGGGCUCCGGGAGCAGGGUUCAAGAAGAAAGCGUCCGCCGCCAAGAAAGUCAUCCAAGAACUGCUUGAUACCCCUUACGAGAUGGUCAAAAGCGCGAUGAUGAAGGGUGUGGCUCGUCCUUGUUUCACGACAUCAUUACUGGAGGAGAUCAUUCAAAAGGGUACACUAAAGAAACAGGACGAACAUGAAAUCAAGGGUGCCGCAGGUCUCCUAUACGGAGGUGAUUCUACCACUGCCGUACUGGCAACCUUCAUGCUCGCAAUGAAAGCUCGGACAGAGAUUGAUCGCGUUGUUGGUACGGAACGGCUGCCGGAUUUCGAUGACAGGCCGUCGCUGCUAUACCUCGAAUGCGUGAUCAGGGAGGUUUUGCGUUGGAAUAGUCCAGUUCCCCUGGGAUCACUACGUGGCUUCGACAUUCCAGCUAAUGCAAUGGUGAUACCCAAUAUCUGGGCGAUGAAUAAUGACGUCAAUUUAUACUCAACGCCGAGCGCAUUCCAACCUGAGCGGUUCAUGGAGAUGGAUCCUCAGACUCUAGCGUCCAGGGAUCCCCGUAACGUUGUCUUUGGUUUCGGCCGUCGAGUCUGUCCAGGCCAAGAGUUCGCCGAUUCCAGCGUCUGGCUUGCUGCAGCAUGCAUCAUCGCCGCGGUUGAUGUGAAUCAGGCCCUCGAUAAGUCCGGAAAGUGUAUUGUGCCACCUGCCGCUUUCGACGAAGUAUUUGUCAGCCAUCCGAAGGAAUUCCUUUGUGACAUCAAACCGCGGUCGCAGAAAGCAAAGCGCACCGUGGCCGAUUUCCUCACCAACCAUACAAUGUGACAACCUGAACUUGGACGGCUCGGAUACACUGCAGGAGCGUGAUAAUUUGCAGGACACGAGCAGGCUACUGUUCUGGAUUUUCUCAUGAUUACUUAUGUCGUGUCGAUGUACUGGGCCGGUGCUGGACGUCGCUGAGCGUCGCAGAGUUCUGACGGCUUGUUUGACAUUGUUGUCCAAAGGCUUCCAAAUAUAACAGAAACAAACCCCCAUGUGGCGGUGGCUACAAUGAUUUCGAUUAGAACUCCGGCCCUGUAGAGGGUGAAUAGGAUUAUGGUGAUUUGACAUUGA